This is a messenger RNA of Mesorhabditis belari, 426 nucleotides long. The record is from the annotation of a GenBank genome assembly. NCBI's taxonomy places the organism in Eukaryota, Metazoa, Nematoda, Chromadorea, Rhabditida, Rhabditidae.
AUGAACAUCAGUUCUCACGAUUUGCAGUAUCUCGUCUGGCUAUUCGUCGAUUUCGACGCACUGGAGGACUAUCCACUUAUUCGCAUAACCAUUUUUUGUGCCUAUCUUUUCCUUGUUGUCAUCAGUUUCAUAUUGCUCAUAUUGUAUAUUCUCUAUGUAAUUGUGGUGGGCAAAUCAAACAAAUUUCACGUGAAUCUCAAAAGAGUGCUCGUUUUCACAAAAAUCUACAUCAUGAUGAUACUCGUGUGCAAAUUGGGGCUAUCUCUAUACGAAUUUCGAAUUAUUAAGACAACCGGCUCUCUUCUUGCGGACUUACCACUAGUGAUUCUCAGUCUGAUGAGAGUCAAAGUGUCGAUGAUUGCUUUUUUAAUAUUGCCUAUAAUUCUAACGGAAAGGUUAGUGGAGAUAAUUAGAAUGAAUGCAAAA